AUGGAUACCGCCCUCGAGAUCCUCGAUCCCCUCGUCUUCGACCAUGCCUACUCAUACUUCUUUCCCGGCCCGGCCGUGGCCUGCGACGCUGUUUCCACCGCCUCCUGGUCGACCACGUCGCUGUUGAACGCCGUCGCCGCGCACAACGCCACCGCAAAGGUCGCCGCCUCGGCCAUUGACUCGUGCAUCGUCUCGUCGCUGCCGCGCGACGACAUUCGCCGCCAAUGCGCCUCGAUUUUGUUUGUCGCCGGCUUUGGUGCCGCCGCCAUUUACUUCCUCUUCGCCGCCUUUUCCUACUACUGCGUCUUUGACCGUCGUCUCGAGUACCACCCGCGGUUUCUCAAGAACCAGAUCCGUCAAGAAAUCAUGUCCUCGCUCUGGGCCAUUCCCCUCAUCGACCUUCUCAGUCUGCCGUUUUUCCUCGCCGAGGUUCGCGGCCACAGCCUGCUCUACACGCGCAUCGACGAGUACGGCUGGCCCUGGCUCUUUGUCUCGACUCUCAUCUACAUGGUCUUCAACGACUUCUUCAUCUACUGGAUUCACAGAUUGGAGCACCACCCCAGCGUUUACAAAUACGUUCACAAGCCUCACCACAAGUGGAUUGUUCCCACGCCAUGGGCUGCGAUUGCUUUCCACCCCGUCGACGGAUUCCUGCAGUCGACUCCAUACCACAUCUUUGUCUUCAUCUGCCCAAUGCAAAAGUACCUCUACGCUGUGCUCUUCAUUCUGGUGCAGCUCUGGACCAUUUUCAUUCACGACGGCGACAUGAUCACCGGCACCUGGUCCGAAAAGUUCAUCAACAGCCCUGCGCACCACACCCUUCACCACAUGUACUUUACUUGCAACUAUGGCCAGUACUUUACCUGGGCCGACAGCUACUUUGACUCGCACCGCGAGCCGAAACCCGAGCUUGACCCUAUUCACGAUGCACUACGCGUGAUGCGUGAGAAGGGUCUCAUUGACGAGAAGGGUAACCCCAUUCCCCAAAAGAAUAAGAGCGACUAG
This is a messenger RNA of Akanthomyces muscarius, 1005 nucleotides long. RefSeq lists its product as uncharacterized. The record is from RefSeq and is a predicted model, not a curated record. The transcript has a single exon. Lineage: Eukaryota; Fungi; Ascomycota; Sordariomycetes; Hypocreales; Cordycipitaceae. Gene Ontology annotation, biological process: lipid biosynthetic process. Bases 1 to 1005 code for a protein of 334 amino acids. Gene Ontology annotation, molecular function: iron ion binding; oxidoreductase activity.